CAUCAUUUCCAAGAAGUACAUAGUUAAUUUAUAAAAAGAAAAUACAGAACGUUGGCAAAAAUAAUUCGUAUACACAGAACUCUGCAACUGUAAAGCUAAACGCUCGCUGCUUUUCCCACUCCAUCAACAAUGGCAAGCCUCUUCAGCUACCGUGACUCGUGCCCUUCUGUGAAGAAUAUUCUUCUUCUGGACUCUGAAGGAAAGCGUGUGGCUGUCAAGUACUUCUCAGAUGAUUGGCCAACAAAUGGUGCAAAGUUGGCUUUUGAAAAAUCUGUGUUCACUAAGACUCUGAAGACAAAUGCUCGGAUAGAAGCGGAGAUAAUGAUGUUUGAGAGCAACGUUGUUAUAUAUAAGUUCGUGCAGGACCUUCACUUUUUUGUGACUGGAGGUGACGAUGAAAAUGAACUGAUUUUAGCCACAGUUCUCCAGGGAUUUUUUGAUGCAGUUGCCCUUCUCUUGAGGAACAACGUUGACAAACGUGAGGCACUAGAGAAUCUGGAUCUUAUACUUUUAUGUUUCGAUGAGAUUGUUGAUGGAGGGAUGAUUCUCGAAACAGAUCCAAGCAUUAUUGCAGGAAAGGUGGCAACUCAUACCAUGGAUGCAGAUGCACCCUUGUCUGAGCAGACCAUAACACAAGCAUGGGCAACAGCACGGGAGCAUCUAACCAGAACCCUUCUCAAAUGAUGUGUUUUUGCGCGCAGAGAGAAUCAAUUGGCUUCACUUUUAGUUUUAUUCUUUUUCUGCUGAGGAAAUUUGUUUCAUAUUUUGACAAGGUCUUGUUACCUUCCUUCAUAAUGUAGAGUAGUUGGAUAUUGGUCAAUGGGUUCUUUAUACCAUUGUUCAUUUUUUUUGGGUUUCAAUCUUGCAUUGGAUUAAAUAAAGAUUAGUGUUAUUCACACUCAUCUUUUUAGUUCCCGCA
This is a messenger RNA of Malus domestica (apple), 919 nucleotides long. RefSeq names its product coatomer subunit zeta-2-like. Gene Ontology annotation, biological process: intra-Golgi vesicle-mediated transport; retrograde vesicle-mediated transport, Golgi to endoplasmic reticulum; intracellular protein transport. The record is from RefSeq and is a predicted model, not a curated record. Gene Ontology annotation, cellular component: COPI vesicle coat. Lineage: Eukaryota; Viridiplantae; Streptophyta; Magnoliopsida; Rosales; Rosaceae.